AUGGGCGCAUUAUUGUCUCUGCCGCUCCUUGCGGUGCCCAGCAUGGGGACCCUAGUGUCAUUUGCGGCUUCGUGCUGUGGAGCUGCAACCUGCUCAGCAGUAUGUAGUAUGUGUGGGAAAUUUAGAAGCAGCAUGGCCACUCGGAUCGCCUACGCAGUCAUUCUUCUGAUCAACUCUAUGCUAUCAUGGCUCAUGCUUACACCUUGGGCGCUCAAAAAGCUGGAGCAUCUUACGCUAGACUACAUGAACAUUACCUGCCAAGGAAAGCAAUGCUACGGCUACAUUGCCGUCCAAAGAGUCAACUUCGCCCUGGGCGUCUUCCAUUUCCUCCUCGCCAUGCUACUUUUCGGUGUCAAAUCGUCGAGAGAUGGUCGAGCUGGGCUUCAAAACGGAUACUGGGGCCCUAAAAUUAUCGCUUGGCUGGCACUCGUCGUCAUCACGUUCUUCAUACCUGAAGAAUUCUUUAGGGUCUGGGGGCAAUAUUUCGCCCUCAUCCUGGCAAUGCUCUUUGUCCUGCUUGGCUUGAUACUCCUCGUUGAUCUUGCACAUACAUGGGCAGAAUACUGCUUGCAGAAGAUCGAGGACAAUGAUUCGAGAGCAUGGCGAGGGGUCCUCAUUGGCUCUACACUGGGGAUGUACACCAUUUCCUUCGCUAUGACUAUCAUUAUGUAUAUCUUCUUCGCGAAUGGUGGUUGCAAGAUGAAUCAAGCUGCUAUCACAAUCAACCUCCUCGUCCUCCUUGGCAUCUCAUUCAUUUCCGUCCAUCCCACAAUCCAAGAAUAUAACCCUCGUGCCGGCCUCGCCCAAGCAGCUAUGGUCUCCAUCUAUUGCACCUACUUGACUAUGUCCGCCGUAUCCAUGGAGCCUGACGACCACCAGUGCAACCCAUUGAUCCGCGCUCGAGGCACACGAACCGCCACCAUAAUCCUUGGCGCCAUCGUCACCAUGCUCACAAUUGCCUAUACAACCACCCGCGCCGCAACCCAAGGCAUCGCUCUUGGCAGCAACACAGGCCACAACUACUACAGCAAGCUGGCAUCCUCCGAGCCCGACUCCGAGCACAGCAUGGUAGAUCAACAACCUGUGUCUUCGCGGCGCGAGAUGCGUGCGGAGGCUCUCCGCGCCGCUGUAGAAGCGGGCUCGCUCCCCGCCAACGCUCUCGAUGACGACGAUGACGAUUCAGACAUGGCGGACGAUGGCGCCGGUGGCAAGGACGACGAGAGAGGUGGCACGCAGUAUAACUACAGCUUAUUCCAUGUGAUAUUCAUGCUGGCGACAUGCUGGGUGGCCACGCUGCUGACGCAGAAUAUUGAUUUUGAGACGCAGGGGGAUUUUGCUGCCGUGGGCAGGACGUACUGGGCCAGUUGGGUCAAAAUCGUGAGCGCGUGGGUGUGCUAUGCGAUUUUUGGGUGGAGCUUGUUGGCGCCUGUGGUACUGCCAGAUCGAUUUGGCAACUGA
This is a messenger RNA of Bacidia gigantensis, 1458 nucleotides long. RefSeq lists its product as uncharacterized. Bases 1 to 1458 code for a protein of 485 amino acids. NCBI's taxonomy places the organism in Eukaryota, Fungi, Ascomycota, Lecanoromycetes, Lecanorales, Ramalinaceae. The transcript has 3 exons. The record is from RefSeq and is a predicted model, not a curated record. Gene Ontology annotation, cellular component: membrane.